AUGUCUGCACCGUUGCAGGCUAAAUCGCCAAGAGUACGGAUCGCUGCUUUUCGAAGCCUUGUUGAUGUUGUGGUCUUGGAUAGAUCUCGUCAUGUUAAAUGCGACGAGUUAAACCCUAUAUGUCAAAAAUGCCUAGUGGGUGGGUUCGAGUGUAUUUAUCAAUCGCUUGUCUGUUCAAGAAAAAGAACACUUCAUAGAGUGAUAGCACCGAAAGGAAGAGUCAUAGCUAAGCCGAGCAUAGCUUUAUUAGCAAAACAUUAUUCAUCUACAAUAUGUCUAACGUUGAAAUCACCACAAGCGUCAUCGUUCGACCAUGAGGCUCAAUAUCAAUAUUUUAGAUUCUUCUUGAAUAAGAAUGCAUCGCUUCUUUCAGGAUAA
This is a messenger RNA of Botrytis porri, 378 nucleotides long. RefSeq lists its product as uncharacterized. The coding region runs from base 1 to 378 and encodes 125 amino acids. Lineage: Eukaryota; Fungi; Ascomycota; Leotiomycetes; Helotiales; Sclerotiniaceae. Gene Ontology annotation, molecular function: zinc ion binding; DNA-binding transcription factor activity, RNA polymerase II-specific. The record is from RefSeq and is a predicted model, not a curated record. Gene Ontology annotation, biological process: regulation of DNA-templated transcription. The transcript has 3 exons.